This is a messenger RNA of Nycticebus coucang (slow loris), 1806 nucleotides long. RefSeq names its product cysteine rich with EGF like domains 1 (gene CRELD1). Gene Ontology annotation, molecular function: calcium ion binding. Bases 94 to 1356 code for a protein of 420 amino acids. The transcript is spliced from 11 exons. Lineage: Eukaryota; Metazoa; Chordata; Mammalia; Primates; Lorisidae. The record is from RefSeq and is a predicted model, not a curated record.
GGGGUUGUACGUUUUACGCAGGCGGCGGCAGCUGUGGCGUUGAGAAGACUGAGGCCGCGGCGCCUGUGGUCAGGGUCGCCAGCCUGGGAAAAGAUGGCUCCACGGCCCCCUAGGGGUCUGGUCCCAGCUCUUCUCUGGGGCCUGAGCCUCUUCCUUAGCCUCCCAGGCCCCAUCUGGCUCCAACCCUCUCCACCUUCCCAGUCUUCUCCCCCGCUUGAGCUCCAUCCAUGCCAUACCUGCCAGGCACUAGUGGAGAGCUUCAACAAGGGCCUGGAGAGAACCAUCCGGGACAACUUUGGAGGUGGAAACACUGCCUGGGAGGAAGAGAAGUUGUCCAAAUACAAAGACAGUGAGACCCGCCUGGUAGAGGUGCUUGAGGGUGUGUGCAGCAAAUCAGACUUCGAGUGCCACCGUCUGUUGGAGUUGAGUGAGGAGCUGGUGGAGAGCUGGUGGUUUCACAAGAAGCAGGAGGCCCCAGACCUCUUCCAGUGGCUCUGCUCAGAUUCCCUGAAGCUCUGCUGUCCCUCAGGCACCUUUGGACCCUCCUGCCUUCCCUGUCCUGGGGGUGCAGAGAGGCCCUGCGGUGGCUACGGGCAGUGUGAAGGGGAAGGGACCCGAGGGGGCAGUGGACACUGUGACUGCCAAGCCGGCUACGGGGGUGAGGCCUGUGGCCAGUGUGGCCUUGGCUACUUUGAGGCGGAGCGCAAUGCCAGCCAUCUGGUAUGUUCGGCUUGUUUUGGCCCCUGUGCCCGCUGCUCAGGACCUGAGGAAUCAAACUGUUUGCAAUGCAAGAAGGGCUGGGCCCUGCAUCACCUCAAAUGUGUAGACAUCGAUGAAUGUGGCACAGAGAGAGCCAAUUGUGGAGCUGACCAGUUCUGUGUGAACACUGAGGGGUCCUAUGAGUGCCGAGACUGUGCCAAGGCGUGCCUGGGCUGCAUGGGUGCAGGGCCAGGCCGCUGUAAAAAGUGUAGCCCUGGCUACCAGCAGGUGGGCUCCAAGUGUCUCGAUGUGGACGAGUGUGAGACAGAGGUGUGUCCAGGAGAGAACGAGCAGUGUGAGAACACCGAGGGUGGUUAUCGCUGUGUCUGUGUUGAGGGCUACAAACAGAUGGGGGGCGUCUGCAUGAAGGAGCAGAUCCCAGAGUCGGCAGGCUUCUUCUCAGAGAUGACAGAAGAUGAGCUUGUGGUGCUGCAGCAGAUGUUCUUCGGUGUCAUUAUCUGUGCACUGGCCACACUGGCUGCCAAGGGUGACUUAGUGUUCACCGCCAUCUUCAUUGGGGCCGUGGCAGCCAUGACUGGCUACUGGUUGUCAGAGCGCAGUGACCGGGUGCUGGAGGGUUUCAUCAAGGGCAGAUAAUCCCUGUCACCACCUGCAUGGUCUCCUCCCACCCAGGCUGUCUGCAGAGGUUGGGCCUCUCUCCUGCUAGACACUCAGAGCAGCUUGGUUUAUUUUUGAGAGUGGGGUAAGCGCCCCCCACCUGCCUGACAGAGGAGCCCAGGUACCCAGGCCUGGGCAGGUGAGGCCCCAGGGGUAAAAAAGUAGCACUGAAGGUAGAUACCAUGAGAUCUUUGCCUAGGGGAAUUGGGCAGGCUUCACAGUAUGAAUUUUAAAAGAAAAGUUUCUCCUUAUGGUAACUGCUAGUGAGCUUUGGCCCCUGUCCAGGAUGAAAGGGUCCCCACGGGGGUAGGGCUGUCACAGCCCCCACCUGCCUGCCAGCUGCAUGCUGCCAGCUCCUGUUCUAUAUUUAUCCCAUUCCCACCCACCACUUAUUUAUUUAUCUCAGGAAAUAAAGAAAGGUCUUGGAAA